CAGAGUGACAGGAAUGCUGGUUUCCUGAGAGCAGCUCUGGACGGUAAUUUAAAUGAAGUAUCAAAAUAUUUGAAGGGAUCUACAGAUAUAAACACCAGCAAUCAGAAUGGUCUCAAUGCACUUCAUUUUGCCACGAAAGAGGGACACAUCAAGAUUGUUACAGAGUUAUUGGCAAGAGGUGCAAAUGUGGAGGCUGCCACAAAGUAAAAAGACAAUAUAUGAACUGAAAGACUCUUGAAUUGAUACCUCAUGCCUGAUCAUGUGACCGACCUGACUGACCAGGGAAAAUUCUGCCUUCUAAUUUGUUAUUUAUGAGAAAGGAAACAAUAGUUUGCACGUUGCUGCAUUGGCAGGUCAUGAAGAGAUUGUGAAUAUUUUAGUUGAUAAUAAUGCCAAGGUUAAUGUCCAAUCUCAGGCCGGUUUCACACCACUGUACAUGGCGGCACAAGAAGGACAUUCCGAAGUAGUCAGGUUUCUAUUGGCUAAUGGGGCUAGCCUAAGCUUGGCCACUGAGGAUGGAUUCACUCCACUAUCUGUGGCACAACAACAAGGUCAUGAAAAGGUUGUCAGUGUUUUAUUGGAACAUGAUACAAAAGAAUGGACUGACUCCAUUAGGCCAUUAGGUGAUCAUGUGGAUUGUGCUAGACAAAGCACAAGUUGAUGAUGUCACAGUGGUAAAAACGACAAUUUGUCACUAGAAUAUCACUCUAUUCAUCAGAAACGGACAUUAUCCACCUAAAAGAAAUCUGGCUGCACCGAUGCUGUUACGUUCAAUUCCAUGUGUGCUGAAAAAAUAGUAGAUGCAGACAGAAUUCAAAUGGAAAAAGAUGGGAAAAUUGGGGCAGAAUUAGAACAGACAGAACCUGUUCAGAACUCUUCAAUCGAGCGUCACCCGGGUGUUCUACGGGUGUCCUGGACGAGAAAAAAUAGAGGUAUAAUCCCCAACUUCUCGCAUAAAGUUGUAAAUAUAUACUCUGAAUAUGUCAAUAAUAGACACGCUCAUCACCUUAUUAAUUUCAUUUUGUGACUAUUGUAUUUCUUGUUGUAUUCCAAUGAAUUCAUUCGCCCCCAAUGGUGAUGGCUCAAAGGGUUGGAUUCAUUUCAUUUCAUUUUCAAAGGGUUGGAUGUCGAAAUAAAGCUAACACUCUUAACGCCAUGAAAUGCUUUUCAAAAAUAUUUUUGCUUCAUUGACAUCUAUUAAAAAUGCUGUAUGUCGCUAUUAUCAAAUAUAUCAACCAAUUUUCAGAACAAAGUUUUAUCAAUACGCAACAAA
Lottia gigantea (owl limpet) is the source of this 1273-nucleotide messenger RNA. RefSeq lists its product as hypothetical. The coding region runs from base 779 to 1027 and encodes 82 amino acids. The record is from RefSeq and is a predicted model, not a curated record. Lineage: Eukaryota; Metazoa; Mollusca; Gastropoda; Lottiidae. The transcript has 8 exons.